AUGAAUAGCAUUAAUGUUGAUACAAAGAAUAUCUAUUUUACCAGUGAUGGUAAAGCCAUUUAUUCUAAUUCUAAUACUUUGAUUUAUUGUGCUUCGAAUGUGGGUACUACAUUCACUGUUCCAUCAAAUGUCCCUGUUAUUGGAGAAGGUGCUUUUGUAAGUUCUCAAUGCCAAACAAUUAUUCUUCCAAAUGAAUUAAAAGAAAUAAAAUAUUUUGCUUUUGCAAACUCCAAAAUAACCAGAAUCGAUAUUCCCGAUUCGGUAACAGAUAUUGCAAGCUCUUGUUUUAUUAGUUGUCCGAAUUUAGAAUAUGUUAAACUUCCGAUUAAUUUGAAAAGUAUUAAUGCCAGUUGUUUCAAGGCUUGCUCAUCGUUAAAAUCCAUUGUUAUACCUGAUAAUGUAACAGUAAUUGAGAAGAAUGCUUUUGCAAAUUGUCCGAAAGUUAAUUUGAUGUUUGCAGAAGGAUCACAAGUCUCGAUCAAUGAUCAAGGAUUGAUCAUCGACAAAGAUGAAUUAUACAUUUCACAAUGUGUUAAUGCAGAAGCAACGACUAUUCAAAUUCCAAACACAGUUACUAUCAUCAAGAAGUCUGCAUUCAAAGGUAAAUCUAAACUCCAAACUUUAUCACUGAUUGAUGUAACAUCAUCACUGACAACAAUAGAAGAAUAUGCAUUCUACGGCUGCACAAGUCUAACAUCAAUCCCAGACAUCUCACAAGUUACUUCAUUUGGACUUAGUUGUUUCCAUUAUUGCAACCUUCAAGGUUCAUUAACAUUCUCCUCUUCAACACUGUUUACUGAUGAACUUGCAUUUGCCAUUAACAAGAAUAUCCAAGAAUUGCAUUUCAAUAAUGCCGAAUCUAUUACUAUUUCUAAAAAUGCAUUUUCUAGCUGUAUUUCAAUUUCGAGUUUAACUUUUCCAACAUCAAGCUCUGUGAAGAAACUGAUGUCAUUAACUCAAUUGAAAUUAUGUGAUUUUUGUUUCUAUAAUUGUCCUAAUAUACAGUCUAUCACUUUGCCAGGUGCAGUGACAACACUCGGAGCAUCGUGUUUCAGAAACACAGGUCUUAAUUUCAUCUCAUUUAAAGGAAAUGUUCUUGGACAAACAGACAUUCCAUCUUAUUGUUUCCAAGACUGCAUUUCAUUAACAUCAUUCAGUUUCCCAAGUAAUGUUGACACAAUUGGGACAGGAGCAUUCAUCAACACAUCGAUCUCCGAACUUAACCUUCCAGACAGCAUCAAGUCACUGAAACCACUUUGUUUCAGCAACUGUCUUAGUUUGCGAAGUUUGACAAUCUCAAGCAAUUCGUUGCUCGAAUCGAUCGGAAAUGGUGUUUUCAAAGGAUGCACACAUUUUCGAUCUAUCAGUCCAUUCGAGAACAAAUUCUACACAUGCAUGAACAGUGCUAUCUACAAUGUUGAUUUAUCAAGUAUAAUAUUGUUCCCACCUGCAUCUGACCAGAAGUUCUUCUCUUUCUCAGACAGAGUUCGCAUCAUCGAAGAUGGUACAUUCUCCGGAUGCAAGAACUUAGAACUCGUCUUGAUUCCAGACAACUCUAUCGAAACUAUUGGUUCAUCUGCAUUCGAAUACUGCACCAAUCUCAUCAGCAUCAACAUCCCAAAGUGUGUUCAGUCCAUUGGUGUUGAUGCAUUCAUCGGUUGCGAUCGUCUUAAAUGCGGGUCGUUGUUGAGAACAAGACACGAUCAUACACCGACAUGA
Trichomonas vaginalis G3 is the source of this 1719-nucleotide messenger RNA. Its product is annotated as antigen BSP-related family. Lineage: Eukaryota; Parabasalia; Trichomonadida; Trichomonadidae. The transcript has a single exon. The coding region runs from base 1 to 1719 and encodes 572 amino acids. The record is from RefSeq and is a predicted model, not a curated record.